Molecule: messenger RNA, 2750 nt
Organism: Pseudopodoces humilis (Tibetan ground-tit)
Lineage: Eukaryota; Metazoa; Chordata; Aves; Passeriformes; Paridae
Gene: PLCXD1
Product: phosphatidylinositol specific phospholipase C X domain containing 1
Biological process (GO): lipid metabolic process
Molecular function (GO): phosphoric diester hydrolase activity
Source: RefSeq, a predicted model, not a curated record
GAAAGCCCACACAGGAGGACCUGAAGGAAGAACUGCAUCCAGACCACCAGUGCUUGCCAUCAGGGUGAAUGUGGGUGGUACACAGAGCCCAUACGGAGCGAAGAUAAGCUGCAAGUACACCAUUCUCCUGUUGUUCACAAGCAUAUCACUGCUUUUGGGUCUCUAGGGUGUCACAUUCUGAAAAGCUUUUUGAAGAGCUUGCCAAGAUUUCUGCCAGGUGGCAUCAUAAGUGAAUUUCACCACAGCUGAGGGCCUGCCAAGCUUUGCUGGACAGACAGAGCAGGAAAUUAAGGUACUUUAAAGAUGCUGGCAUGACCUACAAAUCCAGUGUCCUGACAUCUUUGUAAAGACUUUUCACAGAGGUACUCCUGUGGCACCUGAUUUGAUCCUUCAAGAACACCCUAUGAAGUCCCAGAGCACAUACUAAUGGAAGGCCCUUUGCAAACCUUUGUUCAUGUGUGUCAUGAAAAUGGUCAAUGGAUGUCACGGUUACCAGAGAAACUCUGGGAUAUUCCCCUCUAUAACUUAGCUCUCCCAGGGAGUCACGACACUAUGACCUACUGUUUGGAUAAAAGCUCUGCUGUUAGUGGCAAUGAGUCCAAGCUGGUGAAGUUUUUAAGCAAAUGUCUGCCCUGCAUUGUACACCCCAUUAUCAUGAAGUGGUCUAUAACACAGGUCCUGACUGUGACAGAGCAACUUGAGUCUGGAGUUAGAUACCUGGAUUUCAGGAUUGCCCACAAGGCUAAUGAUCCAUCUAUGAAUUUGUACUUUGUGCAUAUGGUUUACACAACUGUUACCGUGCAGGAUAUUCUGUGGGAAAUAUUGAGGUGGUUAGAAACUCAUCCUCAGGAAGUUGUUAUCAUAGCCUGCAGAAACUUUGAUGGAUUAACAAAAAGACAUCAUAAUCAUCUUGUUGCCUGUAUAAAAUCGAUUUUCCAGUGUAAACUGUGUCCUAGAAAUGUGGUACCAACACUGCGGACCAUGUGGCACCUCGGCCAUCAGGUUAUAGUCUCGUACGAAGAGGAAGUGGAACUGGAGAAGCACUGUGAGCUGUGGCCCCCCAUCCCAUACUGGUGGGGAAACAAAACAUCCACUCGUGCUCUUAUCCGCUAUUUGGAGCGCAUGAAGCGGAUGGGCCGUCCAGGAAAAUUCUUUGUGGCAGGGAUUAACCUUACUGAAAAUUUAAGAUAUAUUCUUGUACACCCAUUUGGAUCAUUGAAGAAAAUGACACUCCAGAGUCUUCCAUGCUUGAAAAUCUGGAUAAAGCAGCAGUAUCCAGGACAAAAAAAAAAAUGUAUUAACAUAAUUGCUGGAGACUUUAUAGGAAACAAUGAUUUUGUCAAAGAUGUGAUAGAACUUAACACAAAAAUUAAUCCUCCACUCCACUGCCAAAGUGAACUGGAACAAAUAGCUUUUAAUUCUCAACUUCCUAAUCUAUGAAAAGUUGAAAAGGCUUUGUCUGCAUUCAUUGUGCCCUACUGUAAACAUCCUGAAUCCCAUAAAGGUCCAAUUAACUUAAAUCAGGAAUGCUUUCAAGGCUCAGUAGGAAGAGGUCUCUCAACAUCAUCAGGGUUUUGAGGCCUUUGGACAGAAAAGAGAGCAGGUGUACUUUGCUGAAGUCUCUAGAGAACUAUGGUAUAGGUGUAAUUUUUUUGGAGGUGCUUUGAUUCUGCAGCAGCUGGCAAAACUGAAAGUCCCAAGAACUCAAUCUUAUUUUACAUAGGACUAAGAAGGAGGAAAAUGUCAGUAGCUGCAUGAUUUAGUGGUAAGAUUUUAUCUUUCUUAUAACUGUAAGGAUAUUCUGUACUAUUUGCAAUCCAAAUUCUUACUCUUUUGUAUCAGUCUGAAAUUGACUUGUCUUUUCAUAGUUUCUGUUAAAUAAACAAAAGGAACAGUUAAAAAAUAUCUUUGAUAUAUCAGAGAUGCUGCACUGACAAUCCAGUUUGAAAUGAUUUUAUAUAUGCACCAACAUGCUGAGUAUCAUUUGUGAGCUAUUUUACUAACAGGGUAGCCCCAAAAUUAUUUGGAAUUUUUAAGAGUUAAUUGAAUUUGCACUUAGUCAUGCCAAUUCUGCAGGGAUAAAGAUACCAAAACAAGGCCCUUACACAGUUUGUCUGUGGCAAUUGAACAUUUUACUAGGUGUUGCCUAAGUACGCCUUACACUGAAAAUAAACACAGAGGGAACAAAUUCCUGAUCUUAACCUAAACUGCCUUAGGAAUACAGAUUCUUGGCUUCUAUCAUGCUCAUUUGGGAUUUCACACCUGGUCUUUUAUUUAGCUAUUUUAGUAGCUCUGUAAUUACUUUUCCUCUCACUAAGUAGUUUUUGUGUAUGUCAAAACGAAGAGGUUUAUGCCAUUUCCCAUUGCAUACUAAUUCUGUUUUUCUAAAUGAACUGUGUGGUAACAGAUCAUCAUGAAGGCAAGACAAAUGUCAAGCAUCAGGACUAAAAUAAAACCAAUUAUUGUGUAAAGUUCACUAUGCAACUUCACCCAUAUACCUCACUUUUUAGAUGCACUUUACAUGCAAAAGCUAAAUUCAGUUGUCUGAUAAUGUUUGCAGAAGUUUUUCUGCCUGUCUUUUGUGCCCUCUUUUGUACCCUUGUUAUUCUAAUAAAACUUGAUCUCUCUCUGCAAUAUGGAAUGAAAUAGUUUGGUUUCUCCUUUCUGUGAUACUGUUUUAUUGGUCCUCAGUAGUAAUUCAUAACAUAAGAAAUGGAUCAGUUGUGGUUUUUUAUUUCUUUUUGUUUUCC